Messenger RNA from Schistosoma haematobium, 4640 nucleotides. Its product is annotated as Eukaryotic translation initiation factor 2-alpha kinase 3. The record is from RefSeq and is a predicted model, not a curated record. Lineage: Eukaryota; Metazoa; Platyhelminthes; Trematoda; Strigeidida; Schistosomatidae. The transcript has 12 exons. Gene Ontology annotation, biological process: protein phosphorylation. The coding region runs from base 29 to 3214 and encodes 1061 amino acids. Gene Ontology annotation, molecular function: ATP binding; protein kinase activity; protein binding.
GAUCAGCCUGACGAAUGAUGUCAUUACUAUGUCUCUGAAUUCUUUGUCUACAUACCUUUUCAUUUGUAUUUUCACAUGUGUAGUAUACAUACAUGUUAGAGGCAUAUAUUCGUACGGUUCGCAAGGGGUGUUAAUAGCAAAUACUGUUGAUGGUUCGUUCAUCGGCUUAGAUAUAAGAAGUGGAAAGUUGUUUUGGAAGAUAGAUGGCCCUCCUCUUGUUUCUCAGAGCUUGAGUGAUCUCCAGCUCAUAACAAAAACGAAAUCAUAUAGUAUUGUUCCUUCUCUUGAUGGCCAACUUUUUUUGAUGGAGAGAAAGCUGACAAAUGGCUCAGAUCUAUUAGGUGGUGCAUCACUUAAAGCAUUACCACUGAGCAUCGACUCUUUAUUCUCUUCAAAUUUUAUGCUCACUGAAGAUUCACUAUUAACUGGAGGACGAGAACAUUCAACAUUCGCUUUCAAUCCUAACAAUGGCAAAAUCAGAUAUAAUUGUACCCGUGAUGGGUGUACUAGUUCUGAUGUUGAUAAAAAGUUGGUUGAAGAACCUCCAAAUACAAACGAUCCUACCAUUAUAGUAUACAGAGUAAAUAACGUAGUCCGCGCUGUAAGUGCUCCAUCGGGGGUUGAAAAGUGGAAUUUGAGCGUUCAUCAAUACGAGCUUUGCCUGUUAACUGGUGGAAUUCCUACCCCAACUACUGCUGUGCAGAAGACUUCACCUAUUUGUAACUUACCUUUGGGUACUCCACAUGCUCAAAAAAAGUUUGUGGAUGAGUCAUUUAUUGAUAUGGAAGAACCGUAUUGGGAUAUUGGACUAGACAAACAUACAAUAACUGCAAGAACGAAAGGUUUACAGUCUGAAGAAAUAUGGUCCUACAACUUUAAAUCAAGGAUUUCAAAAGCUUGGAUUUAUCGUAGGGACCUACAAAACUUAAGACCAUUGUCAUUGUUUAUGUAUGACAGAGUUGCCUUACUAUUAAUUGAAAAGGUGAAUGAAUUGAAAAAAACAACUGCCAUUUCAAAUUUUGGAUCAUUAAAAGGAAAGGGCUUGAAUCUGUUCAAUGGGAAAUAUACUCUUUCCUCACCACGUAAACAAAAACCUAAAUGUCCAUCACGCGAUCGUCUUAUUUAUCUUGGCAGCUUAAAUGGUCAGCUAUAUGUUCAAACUGAAGAUGGUGUUGAUCUUCCCAAUCCGGAAACGAUAAAUCUGUCUAAAAGUUUAUCUAUACAUUCGGCUGAAUCACUGAAUAAUCGUCGUUCUGAUUUAACUGGCUACUAUCAAGCAUCCUAUUCAAAAUCACCCAAAUUAGAAAAAUAUACACAACCAUUUAUUUUAUAUGAUAGUGUUGAAGAAACAAUUGAAAAAGCUACCGCUUUAGGAUUUCCAAGUAAUGUGGGACAAUUCAAGCCUGUACAUGAUUUUCAACCGGAAACGAUACCUGAAAAGGCUUUAACUUCGACUGAUAUUGAAAUGAGUGACACUAGUGGUAUACCAGGACAAUUUCUUGACAGUGCAAACGAUUUACUUAUGCUCCUAUUACGUGCCAGUGAGAUUGCUGUAAAUCAUUCACCGUCUGGUAUUGAAAAUAGUAGGUCGUUAGGAUUUAAUCUGUCUGCACAUUUCAUGCAAUUGGUAGUUUUGACUGGAGUAAUUUAUUUCACGGCACAUUGGAUAAUGAAUGCGAGAAUUAACUAUGAUACACAGUUGAAAAACUAUUCGUUUCAGUCUGAGCCAUGUAAUUUGGAAUCAGUUGUUGUCAAAACACAUAGUUCAUCGGGAGACUUGUGUGAUUCACCAAAAUGUCCAUCAUGUUCAACUCCGAAUAACUUAACAACAAAUCCUUCAUGUCAGUCUCUGCUUAAUACUGUCAAUAUGCAACCACCUAGUUUUGUUUCAUCAUUUGAAACAGAUUUCAAGUAUAUACGUCGACUUGGACGUGGUGGUUUCGGUCAAGUGUUUGAAGUUGAAAAUCGUCUUGAUGGUUGUCGUUAUGCUAUCAAACGUAUUAAAAUGAACGAUACCGACGAUGAUAAAAAUAUAUUUUUACGAGAAGUAAAAGCUUUAGCUACACUUGACCAUCCAGGCAUUGUCCGCUACCAUCGGGCUUGGAAGGAAUAUCCUCCUGCUGGUUGGCAAGAGUCACAUGAUGAAUUAGUACUCGGUUUAUCUGACGACUUAACUUCCAGAAGCGGCGACUGUACAGAUUGUGGGAACAAUGAGAAUUGUCUAUCAAAUACUCUCUUUUCGUCAAAUAUCGAUUCGCGCCAUUCAAGUGUAUCGCUUUGCGUAGAUAAAAGCUCAAUAGGAUUGAAUGAGUCUCAUCACUCCAGCUAUCGAAAGCUUUCAAAAGCUUGUUUGGAUGACAGUCUUAUCGUUUUUGAUCAUCAAAUCAGUACUGAAACAUUUUCAUUAGAUGGUUCAAGCCUUGUAGAACAAUCCAUCAAAGAUAAAUCUAAAAAUGAAACUAAAUAUACAUGCUACUUGUACAUUCAAAUGCAAUUAUGUUCUCCAAUAAGUUUACGUGAUUGGCUUGUUUCUCAUAGUAUUCCAGAAUCACGUCCACCACGAGUUGAAUUGAUUUGUAUGUUUCGUCAAAUUGUUGAAGCUGUAGCUUAUUUACAUGAUCAUUCUUUAAUGCAUCGUGAUUUAAAACCUUCAAAUAUCCUGUUUGAUUUAACCAAUCGUCUUAAACUUGCAGAUUUUGGUUUAGUUACUUCUAUGGUUGAUGAUAAAUUAAAUCAAUCAGACAGCUCUUGUAUUAAUUGCAAUAAACAAGGGGAGCAGCCCUCAUGUCCUUCAGUGACUACUAUUGUAAAUGAUUUGAAUGGUGAAUCAGAGCAUAAUAAUAACAAUGCAAUUAUCGAUCGACAACUAUAUCCUUUGAAAGAAAUUAGCACUGCUCAACAAAAGCGUUCUGUAUUGACACGUAGACAUACUGAUCACGUGGGAACAGAUCUAUACAUGAGUCCUGAGCAAGAACGAGGGGAUAAUUAUAAUCAUAAAGUGGAUAUCUUUUCAUUGGGAUUGAUCUUUAUCGAAUUGUUGAUAAUAUUUAAUACAUCAAUGGAAAGAAUAUUUACAUUGACCCGAGCAAAACAUCAAAAACUUCCUAGGGAAUUUACAAUCUGUAAUCCAUUCGAACCCCUUUACUCUCAAAUCAAUGAAUUCGCAACUACAAGGCCUAAUUCUAGCUCGUCCUAUCAACUCUAUAUUGACUAAUUGUGCUGGUUUGCUUUAAAUGUUUUAAUUUGGAUUUGUAUAUUAUUCCAAUUCACAAUUAGUAUCGCUCACACUAUGGUAUGGAGUUCGAUUCUAUCAUUGUGUAUGUUCUUAACACUUGAUCAACUAAAGAGUUCAGAGUGAGAAGUCCAAUGUUUUAUGUAGAGCUUUUUUGUUCAAGGUAGGAUCGAUUUGAUUUUUAUAAAUACAUGCAGCCAUUGACCUUUGAUAGGUAAAUAUUUUGCUUAAAUUAAUCUCUUACACUUGCAUUGAAACACUAUAUAAUUUGUUUGUUUUUUAGCUUACUGACCUAAUAGCAUUCUACUAACUUGUUAUAGGGUCCUUAAUCUUUGUUUGGUUGAGUGAUUUGUGAAGAUAUCAACUUAACUUGAAGAUAGUUAUUGUCAAUACAUGACAAAAGCUAUCUUUAGAUCGCUAUACUAUUAUGAUCAGCUUAUAUGUGCUUCUUUAUCAAACUGAUCAUUAUUACAUGUACAGUUUUUCCUGUAUUUUGGUGACCACUGAGUUAAAGUAAUACACUCAUUCAGCUUAAUCUGAGCAGUCGGCAUAAUUUUUAGCUUGUAUUAUAAAGCUACUUACUGAGUUCAGUACGUAUUUUUUAAUUAUCGAUUUUUGUAUUAUUAUUUCAUUAUUUGUUGAUGAGAUCUAUUUCUGUUGACGCCUAGAUCAGUUAAUUAACUUUUACUUUUUACACGCUCGUUUCUUUUUCUACAAAUUUUCUUACAAAAAUUGUCUGUUCAAGCUCUUCACAUGAUAGAAAACGAUAUCGUACGAUUCUAUCAUUCUAUUGAUAGUCUAUGAUUCAUUAUGGAUCAGUUUUGAUAUGUUUAAGUUUUUAAUUUGUUAACGUAUAACGGAAACAGUGGUAUUACUAGUCAUCUAUUCUACAGUUAUAAAAAUAGACUCUCUCCCUCUUUCUCUCUCUGGCACAUAUUUCCACACGAAAUAAUUUGAGUUGAUAUGUGAAGAUUAGAUUGGAAAUCCUUAUUGACUAUGUCGUAGAAUAUCUAGUUCGUUUUUUGAAUCCAUUAAGACAAUGAUCGUAAUCUUGAAUGUCUGACAUUCCAAUUAUUAUCUGAGAAACAUUUUUUCAAAGUUUCUUUACUCUAAUGAUUUUAAUCAAAGUUUGUUAAACAAUGUUUUCGCCAUUUACAUUUAUUUAGACUGAGUUCGUUCUCAAACUUUUGGAUUACGAUCCGGUCAAACGUCCUGACGCUCCUGCAAUCUUAGAAAGUGCACUUAUUAAACAAUCUGUUUCAUAGCAGCAAUGAUGGGGUAUUCAUUUUUUUCAGUACUCAAAGUACAAAGUUAUCAGAUUUCUGUUGUUACAUCUUAAUAUAUUUGUUUAUAUUUUAAUUUGAUAACCUCUCCUGUGAUCUGUAAAAUAAAUGUGUUUUUUAUAUAA